Messenger RNA from Arvicanthis niloticus (Nile rat), 111 nucleotides. NCBI's taxonomy places the organism in Eukaryota, Metazoa, Chordata, Mammalia, Rodentia, Muridae. The record is from RefSeq and is a predicted model, not a curated record.
AUGGUAGACAAGCCAGGUGUGGGAGAAAUUGCCAACUUCAAUAAGUCCAAUCUGAAGAAAACCGAAAUGCAUGAAAAGAACACCCUGCCAACCAAAGAGACCAUUGAAUAG